This is a messenger RNA of Zymoseptoria tritici IPO323, 625 nucleotides long. RefSeq lists its product as uncharacterized. The record is from RefSeq and is a predicted model, not a curated record. The coding region runs from base 42 to 260 and encodes 72 amino acids. NCBI's taxonomy places the organism in Eukaryota, Fungi, Ascomycota, Dothideomycetes, Mycosphaerellales, Mycosphaerellaceae. The transcript has a single exon.
CAACUCGCAAAUCGCCAUUCAUCUUGGACCUCCGGACUAACAUGCUACGAGAGUGCGGCUUUCAUUGCGAGCAAGACUAUGACAACAAGUCCGGAGACAUCUUGGUCUUCUGCCUUCUCGAGCGGUCUAUGCGCAACGUUUGUACAGCGCCCUUCGGCUACAGGUUGCCUCCUGAACUUUGGAAAGCACCGAGAAAACCUGCCGACAUUAAGAGCCGACCAUCGCUACCGCUCACUGACUACCCCGUACCCCAUGUUUGAGUGACAAUUUAAGCAUGGGCGAGACAAAGAGCCUCAUUCACAUCAACGGAGUGGCUGAACUCUUGGUGCGCCAUUUGAAGGCCGGUGGCAUGAACUAGUGAAAAGGCACCUUCCGGACCAAGAAGCGCUUGCAAAUCUCUACUUCAGGAAACCGCAGUUUGCAUUCUGCAACUUGCUCUCAAGUCACAAGAUUUGCUGAGGUGUCUGAAUCACACCGCCUGCUGCGUCGCCACGACACCGCAGAGAUCUCAAAAAUGAAGCCGAGACCACCCGAGGGUCGGAACUCGAAGUCCAACUGCUCGCUUCCUUACGGGUGAUUGAUGAGCCUGAACCUACCGUUCCACACUUCGAUACUCGUACACAUG